Molecule: messenger RNA, 1038 nt
Organism: Chrysochloris asiatica (Cape golden mole)
Lineage: Eukaryota; Metazoa; Chordata; Mammalia; Afrosoricida; Chrysochloridae
Gene: ANXA9
Product: annexin A9
Exons: 12
Coding region: 1-1038 (345 amino acids)
Cellular component (GO): cytoplasm
Molecular function (GO): calcium ion binding; calcium-dependent phospholipid binding
Source: RefSeq, a predicted model, not a curated record
AUGUCUGUGACCAAUGGGAAAUUGGGACCAUCUCUGACCCAGGAGAUCCUUGGCUACCUGGGUCUUGCUGAUAAGGCUGCAGCUUGGGGCACUCUGGGAACCCUCAGGACCUUCUUAAGCUUCAGUGUGGACAAGGAUGUACAGAGGCUACUGAAGGCCAUUGCAGGACAAGGCGUUGACCACACUGCCAUUGUGGAUGUGCUAACCAAUCGGAGCAGAGAACAAAGGCGACUCAUUUCUAGAGCCUUCCAGGAACGCACCCAGCAGGACCUGCUGAAGUCCCUGCAGGCAGCACUCUCCGGCAACCUUGAGAGGAUCGUCAUGGCUCUGAUGCAGCCGGCAGCCCAAUUCGAUGCCGAGGAACUUAGGGCAACUCUGAAGGGCUCAGGUUCUCCUGAGAAUGUGGCCAUGGAAAUUCUUUCCACCCGAGCUCCGCCCCUGCUGCAGGAGUGCCUGGCAGUCUACAAACAUGCUUUCCAGGUGGAGGUUGAGGAGGACAUCAAAUCUGAGACCAGUGGCAUCUUGCAAGAUCUGCUCCUGGCUUUGGCCAAGGGGGGUCGUGACUGCUACUCUGGAAUCAUUGACUACAAUCUGGAGGAACAGGAUGUUCAGGCAUUACAGCAGACUGGAGAACCUGGCAUGAAGGGGGCGUGGGUCCUAAUCCUCACCCAGAGAAAUUUUGAACACCUGGCCCGAGUGUUUGAUAAGUACCAGAGGUACACUGGGCGAGACUUGGAGGAGGCCAUCCGGGACAGUUUCCAUGGAGAUGCCCAAGUGGCUCUACUCAGCCUAGCAUUGGUGAUCAAGAACACACCAUUAUACUUUGCUGAGAAACUUUACCAAGCCCUUCAGGAAACUGAGUCCAAUUACCAAGUCCUGAUACGCAUUCUCAUCUCUCGAAGUGAGAUUGACCUCCUAAGCAUUCGAACUGAGUUCAAGAAGAAAUUUGGGAAGUCCCUUUAUUCUUCUAUCCAGGAUGUAGUAAAAGGGGAUUGCAGGGCAGCCCUAAUGGCCCUGUGCAGGGCUGAAGACAUUUGA